AUGAAUAAGACCAAAUUGAUAAGCGCAAAAGAAGUUUCUGAAGUCGUUAGUUGGUAUACUCAUGCCUGUGCUGGAAGUAUGCAAGGACGUCGAUCCACUGAUGAGGAUGCAACAGUCAUAUUAGCAUCUCUCAAAAAUUUCGAAUCAUGCAGGCAUGUAGGAAAAGACACAGCUUUAUUUUGCGCUCGAAAUGCAGCCAAUUUUAUAGGCAACUGCAAAUCUUUAGACAUUGAGAACAUAACAAAAGCGUGCAUUCAAAUGGAUAGAGAAAUUUUACAGAGUAGCUUUUCCAACAGUGGUUCAACAGCAAUAAUUGCGAUCAUUGAGAAAAUUCAUGGAAGCGAUAUGUUUAAACUUUAUAUUUGUAAUUUAGGGGAUUCUAGAGCAAUGCUAAUAAAAAAUGAUGGGUCGUUUAUUUCUUUAAGCGAAGACCAUAAGCCUUAUAAUGUAAAAGAAAGGGAAAGAAUAGAUAAAACUGGCGGAUUUGUUGCGAAUGGAAGGGUACUUGGGUAUAUUGGUGUUUCAAGAUCAUUUGGAGACAAAAAUUAUAAAAAAAAUUUAAUUGCCCCAGAGAAUAUUCAUGAAACUAUGAUGACAUGUGUGCCUGACAUAAGAAUAUAUUAUGGAAAUGUAGGUGAUAUAUUAUUUUUAGGUUGUGAUGGUGUAUUUGAAAUGCUUUCUUGGAAUGAUGUAGCAAAAUUCAGUUAUGAAAGUGUAAAUAAAUAUGCAUUAAGUGACGCAGUAAUUAAUAUUUUAGACUAUGCGCUAUUAUCUGGGUCGAAAGAUAAUAUAACAAUUCAAAUUGUUAAAUUUUUUAAUGAUAAAAAGGACAUUUUUUAUUUUAGAGAAAAAAUAAUCCCAGGUAUUUAUAUACCUAAUGAACAGAUAUCAAAAUAUGAAUUUUAUGAAAAUUUUUUGAAUAAAUAUCAUAUAAAGAACAAGUGUAUUAUUAACACAUUAAUGGCAAACUGCAGUGAAGUUAAUCAAAAAUAUUGUUACAUUGGACCAUAUUUAAAAAAAAUACGAGAAAACAAAAGUACACACAUUAUAUUAAACAGGAGAUAUAAAAAAAAUAUAAAAAAUUUAACUAUACCUAUCCUGCAUGAGGAUUUUAUUCGAAGUAACGUUUUUAAUAAAAUGGAUCAAAUUGGUUUUUAUAGAAUGAGAGAUUUCUUUAGAGAAUAUGAUAAAAAUCAAAAGAUGUCCAGCUAUUGA
Messenger RNA from Plasmodium vinckei vinckei, 1215 nucleotides. RefSeq names its product protein phosphatase PPM3, putative. The transcript is spliced from 8 exons. Bases 1 to 1215 code for a protein of 404 amino acids. Gene Ontology annotation, molecular function: protein serine/threonine phosphatase activity. NCBI's taxonomy places the organism in Eukaryota, Apicomplexa, Aconoidasida, Haemosporida, Plasmodiidae. Gene Ontology annotation, biological process: protein dephosphorylation. The record is from RefSeq and is a predicted model, not a curated record.